AUGAGAAAGCACACUGCCAUUGACAUCAAUCUUGUUCUUGUGGGAAUGGCUGGGACUGGAAAGAGUGCCAGUGGAAACACCAUCCUUGGAAAGAAAGUCUUCAUGUCUAAACCCAGUUCAAAGCCAGUCACUGCAGAGUGUCAGGUGGCAGAAACAGAGAUAAAUGACAAACAUGUGCGUGUGAUUGAUACUCCAGACAUAUUUGAUGAUGACCUCAAAUCAUCUGACAAAGACAAACAUGUAAAAAAGUGUAAAGAGCUUUGUAAGUCAGAACCCCGUGUGUAUCUCCUCGUGAUGCAUGUGAGCAGAUUUACAGAUGGUGAGAGAGGCAUACUGACAAAGUUAGAAAAAGCUUUUGGGACCAAAGUUAGUGAACAAACAGUCAUCCUGUUCACUCGAGGAGGCGACCUGGAUCGGGAAGAAAUGAACAUGGAGGAUUUUUUGAAUUCAUGCCAACCUAAGCUGAAGGAAAUAAUUGAAAAAUGUGGCAAAAGGUGUGUUGAUUUUGAGAACAGCAAAUCAGAUUCAGAUCAAGUCAAAAAACUGAUGGACACAGUGAUCAGAAUGUUAGAAAAUAGGCAGAAAUGAUAACUUCAUGUAUCAGAUCAGAGAAAGGAAGUAAUUUCCUGUGUAAAGAUAUAAGUAGGUAGGU
This is a messenger RNA of Oreochromis niloticus (Nile tilapia), 652 nucleotides long. Its product is annotated as GTPase IMAP family member 8-like. The transcript has 2 exons. The coding region runs from base 1 to 588 and encodes 195 amino acids. NCBI's taxonomy places the organism in Eukaryota, Metazoa, Chordata, Actinopteri, Cichliformes, Cichlidae. Gene Ontology annotation, molecular function: GTP binding. The record is from RefSeq and is a predicted model, not a curated record.